AUGCUAGGAGCUAGAGGAUUUCCAGGUUUCGCACCUUCAUCUUCAUCCUGCCAGGGGAUCCGCGCGCUGGUUGCGCACACUGAGCAGGAGUAUGGCUACCGUGUCACGGCCAUCCAGCUCAACUUUCAUCCAAACCACAAGUCCUCACAUAAGCAGCACCGAGACAUCUACGGUGCCGGGCAGAAGGGCGGCAUCAACUGUACCUGCAGCUUCAUGAAGUGCACGGGCACGGUUUGCUACUCCAUUGGCUCCAGCCGGCAGAUCCUCUGUGAAACCAUCACAGACUCGCGCUCGAAGUACGAGACGUGCGGGGAGGAGUGCACUGGCCGGAAGACCUACAAGUGGAUGCAUAGUGGCAGUGCCAUGCACUUCAACGCUCCAUGGAACAACAACCACACGCAUGGAGACUUGUCCUUCUUCAGUUUUGGUGCCGUCGGUCAGGAUCGAAGGAUUCAGAGCUGUCUCAUGUAA
Molecule: messenger RNA, 471 nt
Organism: Symbiodinium sp. CCMP2592
Lineage: Eukaryota; Dinophyceae; Suessiales; Symbiodiniaceae
Source: the annotation of a GenBank genome assembly